AUGGUCAUCGCGGCGCAGGCAUACUCCGUCAGAAAUCUCACACCUCCGUUAGGUAAGUCUCAGGAUCUAGUAGGACUAGGUCGUCAUAGAUGCUUAGCUUUCUGGAUCCGAAAGGACGUAACCGGAAUUGAACCACCAAUGUCCUCCUUCCUCGAAAGCGCCAAAUUUGCACGUGAAAAAGAAUCGUUCGAGGUUUACGAACGUGUAAGUGGCCGAGACAAUGAACUGUGGUGGCUAGCCGAUGUGUCAAGUCAGUGUCUUUAUCCUCCCACACAAGUCUGGUACCAACUUAUCGGCUUCGGAGGAAUGAAAGACGUGGCAGAACUUCGUUCCUGUACAGGCAUUUUCAAGCUGACUGCAAUGCAUUACGCACUUAUUGUUGUUGCCCUGGCUGUGACUUUGAUGGAAUGUUCUGUCGCGUUACCGGACUGUGGCAAAGAGAUGCCUAGUGUAGUACCUCCUCUUGACAGCAGUACAAGGACGAGAUUAUCGGACGCAGUUCACGGAAAAGCACAGGGUGGCGAAUUGGAAUACAACUGUCACCUGGAAUACCUUGGAUGGUUGGCAUUGAACGACCCAUCUGACAGUGAGCUGGGAUGGCUUCCAUAUGAAGACACAUACCUUCUCAACUUCAGCAAGAAGGGUGACGAAGGAAACAAACCGACAGAAGAAUUCGUCACCGAGUUGGGAAAAGACACUAAAGUAACGGGAAAAUCAUGGAAACUGUUUGGUUGCAACUACAUGUACAAAGAAGGAGAGCAUAAAUACAUGUGCGUCUUCUAUAACUAUUAG
Necator americanus (New World hookworm) is the source of this 792-nucleotide messenger RNA. RefSeq lists its product as uncharacterized. The record is from RefSeq and is a predicted model, not a curated record. Bases 1 to 792 code for a protein of 263 amino acids. The transcript has 8 exons. Lineage: Eukaryota; Metazoa; Nematoda; Chromadorea; Rhabditida; Ancylostomatidae.